Molecule: messenger RNA, 2796 nt
Organism: Nematocida major
Lineage: Eukaryota; Fungi; Microsporidia
Exons: 1
Coding region: 1-2796 (931 amino acids)
Source: RefSeq, a predicted model, not a curated record
AUGAACAUUUGUUUUUUUUUCUGGGUGCUCUUCAUGCAGGCGCUCCAAGGGCAAGAGAUAGAAAAACUCUCCGAAGCACUUGACAUCCAGCAAAAGAUGGGCUUCUUCUUUGACGACGAAAUUAUGAAGCUACGCCACAGCUGGAUAGGGAGUCCUGCUUCUCUCCACAUGCUUAAAUACUUGGGAUACGCCCAGAGACUCCGUAAUUACUCGCCUGGGAUAUGCAUAGAUUUUUCCUCCGCCAAAACAAGACCGAAUAACCCGAAUAACCCGAUUCUAGCAGAGUUUUUAAGGGGGAUUUCAGCAUCUAUUCCGUCCCUUGAUAGGGCAUACCCGCCUGAAGACCCGAAUAACCCGAAAGAUCUGAACAGGUUUUACACUGUUUUUCUUCAGAUGUUCCCCCGGGAGGAGACAUUCGGGUGGAAAAAGCCCUUCUUUUUGGUAUUUCUCGAAAAAGCAUGCUCUGAGCAGGAGGCAAGUUGCUUUUUGGCGAGUCUUUUCUUGCUGAGCGAGGGCGUGGAUGUGCCCAUUCAGGAAAAAGACGGGAACAUUUUCCUGCCUUUUGAAGGAAAUGAGCUUAUACGUCUUAAUGUUUCCAUCCUAGGAAAUGCGAACCUGAAAAUGGACAGAAAUUCUCUGAAAAUACUUUCUCAGAUAAUUGAUUUUUUUAAAACUUUUCCCUUUCAGAGUCUCCCCAAUGCUUUUAGCGAGUUCGAAAAAGGCAAAUUUCUAGAAAGCAAGAACUUUCUUAUUGCAGCAUUUAUGGGGGAAUACGCUAAAAGUGCGUGCUUUUUGGAGACUUUCUACAACCAGAUAUUUUCGCUCAUAACAGCCAUUAGAAAUACGCAAACGAACAACCGCAACAAGAUAGACGCACUUUCUCGAACAUAUUUUGCCUACUCCCGCAUAUUCACGCCUUUUGGAAUCCCCGAGGAAAUUUUUUCAGCGCAAAUUUCUUCCCUUAUAAACGUGCACGCGAGUAUAAAAGCGUGGAAAAAUGAAAAACUUUUAAAUCAGGGGAGUUUCCAGAUCUCCCCAGAGAAGAAGUUCGGCUCCUCGGAAAAUGGGUGCACAAAUCCUGAAGUAAUCUACGCACUGAACAGCGAUAAAGAUGACCCACUUUUUUACGCUGAAAUGGGCCUAUACACUCUCCUUAUAACCCUCUCCUACAAUGCAGAAAAAGAAACUUACGACUUUUCCAACAUAUUAAAAUCCCGGAUGCAGGGAACUUCAGAAGAAAGCAAAAAUGACUUUUUUGUUUUUUACUCAUUUUUCUCCGAGAUUAAAAAGGAGGCAGAAAAGUGCAAAGCCUAUGGGAAUAAUCCUGUCAAUUUAUUGAAAACUUUUGUUCAUUAUCCCUACAGGAUCCCGUACCUGAAAAGCUGCUUAAUGUCCAAAGAGUAUAAAGGAUCUGCAGAUUUGCUUCCCGUCCUUGAGAAGGUCCUGGGAAUCUGUGGAGUACCCGGAAACUCCGGGGAGAGUGAAAACCAUCGUAUGGAAUCAACCAUCAGGUCCCUCCUCCUUCCUUUUUUGGUGGAUGAAAAUGCAACAAUUUCAGUGGAAGUUUUUCCUUCGGAUUUCUCGUCAGGUUCCUCGUCAGGUUCCUUGUCAGGUAUCAACAUAAAAAUUCUGCACUCUCCCCCCAUUCGAAAGAAGGAAAUUUUCACGAAUAUUUUCUUCCUGGAUAAUUCCCAGACCCGAAUCGGGCAGAAAGUCAGCAUAACUCCUUUCUCCCUCGAAGAAAAAGUUACACUUUUAUCCCACAUACAGGCCCUCAAAAAAAUCCAGGCAUUCUUUAGCUUCCUGGUUCUAAAGUGUGUUGAAAAGGCAAAAAACGAUACAGUUUAUGAUCCAGAAGAAGUUGCAAACUCUUUUAUAUACACGCUGAAGGAGGCAGUAUAUCGCCAGCCUGUGGAAAUGCCUCGCCUUUUCCUGCUGGACUUUGCCUCGAAGAAAGAUAUCGUGCAGGCUCUUACAAUAUAUAUUUUCAUGCGGGAAACAGGCAAUGCUUCUGAGAUAACUCCUGUUUUGCGGUUUAUAAAAAAUUUUAUAGGGCAUGAAACUGAAAAAUCAGGUGCAGACACGAAUACUAAUGAAAAAAUAUGGAAAACACUUAUCCCUGAUUUACACAUUCUGAGCGAGUACCUGAAAAAUCCCAGGGGGCUCUGGUUCGGGUUUUUCCUGCGGAGUCUGGACCUUCCAAGGUACGUCCAGAUUUUCUCCAGUUUGGGCGGGCCAGGGUUUUUGCUUGAAAAUUUUGUAAUGCACUUUUUCAGGUACUACAGAUUUUUUUCAGGUUAUCCCAUAAAAUGCUGCAAGUACCUGAAAUCCUCUGGAUGUUUGAAAGUGCUUUUGGGGGUAGUUUUCCCCAGGGAUUCCCCAGAGAAUGCCUUGGAGAUUUGCCACCUCAUUUUAUCAGAAUCUGAACGUGACAGUUACAGCGAAAACCUAGUUAAUUUCCUCUGCCACUCCUGGAUUGCGCUCUUGCUCCUGGAAGACGACUUUGAGAAAAAACACAAAAAUUCAAUUGCUUUAAUACUCCAAUAUAUUAGGACUGACAGGCCGUGCUUUUUAAAUUCGAGGGAUUUUUCUGCGGAGUUUGCUCCCGAAUGCGGGGGUUUUCUGAUCCUGCACUUAGAGCGCAUAAAAGACGAGUUAGUGAAAAGGUGCGGAAUAGAGAAGUAUGCCCUUCUGGAGAACGUUUAUAUGUUCCUGCUCGCGCAAACGGCACAAUGCGCUACCAUAUACCCGAGUAUGCACAAGAAUUAUUACACAGCGUGUGCUAAGUCACAAUAG